AUGGACCGAGGUAUCUGUGACUUGUUGUGCCUCAAACCCAGCGCGAAUACCGACGAAGACGACGGACGAGACCAAGCAAAGAGAAGCAAGCGAUCGUGCAACAAGCGACAACAGCGCUAUCGCGCAAAGCAGCGAUCGUACGUAGAAAGGCUUGAGACGACUGUGAAAUAUCUUCGCGAGAAUGUGGAUCAGCAAGCAGAUAAUUGUCGGGAUGUCUGGCGAGCACGUUUCUGUGAUGUUCAGCCAAAUGUGUCGAGCCAGAGGAAUAUGAUGAGUGCCAGUGACGUAGUGACCGCCAUGUGUGAGUGCAUGAAAGCGUUUGGUUGUUGUGUCCAGGCUGACCGGGUGAGACAUUUGAAGACAUUGGUACGGAGUGAUGUACACAAUGGCGAUCUCGUCGGUCGUGACAGCAUUCUCGCGCAAUGGAAACGGCUUGUUUCUCAUUUCAGUGACGUUGUGCCCGUGGUGAAGGAUUCUUGCGUGAAAGUGAACUUUGUGGAUCAUACUACUGCGAUCGGGCACGUGACUGCGUUGCUCGAGCUGCGGCUGACUCGUCGAAAUUUGGCCGCCAUUUUCCCCUAUACUGUCACUGACAUGACUGUACGCGACAAGUUACUGGUAAGCCCGCUCGUGCUGAUGCCAAUGGCUGUCUUUUUCCAAUUUGACGAGCAAGGCAAGAUCAGUCGCUAUGAUCACUACGUCGACUUUGUAACUGGGCUUUAUGAGGUGCUUCGUGAUUACCGGGACGUGGCGAGUAUGUUGAAGUCGGCCAAUAUCGACGCUUCGGGACAAAUUCGUGAUGAUGAACCCGCGGUCGCGAUAAGUCAGCUCGUCCGCUGUGAUCGUCACGUUCGUAACAAAGCCGCGUCGGAGUGUCCCAACAAGCUCUCAGUGCGUUAUCUGCUGUCAAACGGCGACACUGAUGAGCAGAGAGCAUCAUAA
Hyaloperonospora brassicae is the source of this 942-nucleotide messenger RNA. Lineage: Eukaryota; Oomycota; Peronosporomycetes; Peronosporales; Peronosporaceae. The record is from the annotation of a GenBank genome assembly.